AUGUCUAAACCAGGAGGUUACAGCAGCCAGUCCUAUGCCCCCGGCCGUUCAGGACCGGCCAAAAGCAAACCGAUUGAAAAAAUCGACUCCUCUGGCAAAUCCAAGGAGAAGGACGACAUGGUUGGACUCAAUGACAAGUUCGUCAGGUUGAUUGAUAAGAUGAAAAUGCAGGAGGACGAGAACCAAAAGCUGGACACGAAGCUGAAGAUCCUCAAGGAGCAGGAGGACUACGACGGGAAGGUCAACGACAUUGUGAAACAGCUGGAGAUGGAGCUGGAGCAGCAGAUCGAGAACUUGCUGCGUGACCAAGAGAAGCUCAAGGCUGAGCUGCUCAAGAACCAGGAGGAAGUGUUGGACACCAAAAAGAAGUAUGAGGAUGAGAUGAAAAAGAAGACUGAUCUGGAGAAUGAAUUUGUUGUCACCAAAAAGGAGGUUGAUGAAGGUCAGUUGGAUUUAGUAGAUCAGGCUCUGGAGCUGGAAGACCUGGCAGGGAAGCUGGACUUCCGCAGGGCUGGCUAUGAUGAGGAGAUCAAAGAGAUGCAGUCGCUCAUCCAGAACGAGACAGUGGUGUUACGUGACAGCAGCAAACGGUCGCUGGACAUGGACGAGAUCAUCGAGAAUGUCAAGAAGCAGUAUGCCAACAUGGCCGCCCGUAGUAGGGAGGAAGCCGAGCUCUGGAACCAGAAAAAGAUGGAUGUCAUGGUUACCAGAGCAGGACAACGUGAGCAGGAAGUUCGUGAUGUAAAGAGGGACAUCUCAGACUUGAUUCGCCUUAUCCAGAAGCUCAACGGGGACCUGGAGGCUCUCACAAGGAAGGAGGAGACCCUGAAGAAGGAAAUCGAUGAAUUGAGGACAGAGGGCGACGAGAACUUGGAGAAGUCCCGGGAGACCAUUGCCCAGCUGGAGGAGGCCUUGAGGCGGGCUAAGCAGGACUUGGCUAAACAGAUCCGUGAAUACCAAGAGCUGAUGAACCUCAAGUUGGGAUUGGACAUCGAGAUCGCCACCUACCGCAAGCUGCUGGAGGGCGAAGAGCAGAGGUGA
Scomber scombrus (Atlantic mackerel) is the source of this 1041-nucleotide messenger RNA. RefSeq names its product intermediate filament protein ON3-like. The record is from RefSeq and is a predicted model, not a curated record. Lineage: Eukaryota; Metazoa; Chordata; Actinopteri; Scombriformes; Scombridae. Gene Ontology annotation, cellular component: keratin filament. The transcript is spliced from 7 exons. The coding region runs from base 1 to 1041 and encodes 346 amino acids.